GUGGUCAUCCACCUUGCGUAGGUGUAUGUCGGUUCAGUUCUAUUCUCUCUCUCUCUCUCACUCUCUCUCUCUCUCUCUCUCUCUACACUCUUCUUCACUCUCCUCCUGCUUUUUUCAAAAAAAAAAAACUGAUCUUUCUGUUUCCCGAAGAGACGCGAUCAAUCUCAAACCCUAGCGGUUCUGAUCAUAGGAAGUGGAGAAAUGCUAGAUCACUGCGCGAAGGAUUCGGAGAGAAGAAGAGGUGGUGAGGAUGUGAUCGAACAGAACAAGGCUUGUUGUAACGACAAGAAGACUUGCGCCGAUUGUGGUACAAGCAAAACUCCUCUCUGGCGUGGCGGUCCCGCCGGUCCAAAGUCGCUUUGUAACGCGUGUGGGAUCAGAAACAGGAAGAAAAGACGAGGAGGAGGGGAAGACAAAAAGCAGCCGAAGAAACAAAGAAACCCUAAAUUUGGUGAAUCGAUGAAACAGAGGAUGAUGGAUUUGGGGAUGACGAAGCGAUCAUCAUCGACGGUGGAGAAGCAGCUACGUAAGCUAGGGGAGGAAGAGCAAGCGGCGGUGCUUCUCAUGGCUCUCUCUUAUGGAUCAGUGUACGCUUAGGUGGUUUUGAGAGCAGUUAUGAUUGAUGAUAACUAACAAACGAAUCUUGUAAUCUUUCUUCUCUUUCUUCUUUUUGUCUGAGAUUGUUUGGCUUUCUGUUCUUUCAAAUUCUAGUGUGAUCUGGAAAUUUUUUUAUAAAAAAGUUUUGGAGUUUGUAAGAAGCCGAGUGAAGGGGAAAAAAGAUUAGUGGUAGUUAUUAGUUUUGUGGAGUAUCUUAUGUUAUUAGUAUUAUUUUAAAUUA
This is a messenger RNA of Raphanus sativus (radish), 838 nucleotides long. Its product is annotated as GATA transcription factor 16. Gene Ontology annotation, biological process: regulation of DNA-templated transcription. The transcript is spliced from 3 exons. The record is from RefSeq and is a predicted model, not a curated record. The coding region runs from base 202 to 597 and encodes 131 amino acids. Lineage: Eukaryota; Viridiplantae; Streptophyta; Magnoliopsida; Brassicales; Brassicaceae. Gene Ontology annotation, molecular function: sequence-specific DNA binding; zinc ion binding.